AGGAUGAGGGGGAGGAGUGGAGAGCAGAGGGGGAUUUCAGUUGACAGAGAUGGGGCCUCACAGUGAGUUCAUCAGAUUCAGUCUCGGAGCUGCCGACUCUCCUCUCUCUCAGUUACACCGGAUAUUGGCCAAAGAAAGGAGGAAAAGCUUGGACCCAAAACCCUAGCAUUGAAGUCCCAGUCAAAGUCCCUACGAUGAUUCUCUAAUGCUUUGGAGAAAAUCAAGAGCCAUUAGAAGGUACUAGAAUAUCUCACACUUUGUUACAACUGCUUUAGUGCAAUGAACAUUCCAAAUAUCCAUGAGGAACCUCAAUUACAUUUCCCAGCCUAUGGGGAAACAUUCUCGACAGUUAGUAAUCGUAAUACUUCACCAACAUGUUACACCGAGCAGAAACCUUUCCCUUGCACAAAAUGUGGCGUAUGUUUCACGCUAAAAGAAGACUUUGAGAAUCACCAGAGAAUUCACACAGAUGAAAACUGUCCCGAAAGUACAGAAUGUGGGGAAAACUUCACCCGACGGGGUUCUCUUCUCUUCCACCAGAAUAUUCAUAUGAGAGUAAAGCCAUUCAUGUGUACAGAAUGUGGGAAAAGCUUCUCCAAAAGAAGUCAUUUUGUUUGCCACAGUAGAAUUCACACCGGGGAAAGGCCCUUUUCUUGUGCUGAUUGUGGGAAAACGUUUGUCGUAAAGGCUCACCUUACCAGGCAUCAGGCGACUCACACAGGGGAGAAACCAUUUGCUUGUUCGGAAUGUGACAAAAGAUUCUCUACAAAGGGGGACCUUUCUUCUCACUGGAGGGUCCACACAGGGGAGAAGCCUUUCAAAUGUUCAGAAUGUGGCAAAUCCUUCUCUCACAAGAAAAACCUUGUUGUACACUUUCGAAGUCACACAGGGGAAAAACCUUUUCCAUGUACAGAAUGUGGGAAAUGCUUCUCCCGCAAGAGAAACCUUGUUGUACACGUUCAGAACCACACAGGAGAGAAACCUUAUACAUGUACGGAAUGUGGGAGAAGCUUUAUUGCAAUGAGCUCUUUAAAAUGCCACCAGAAAACGCACAAAGGAUUACAGGAUUUCACAUGUACGGAGUGUGGGGAAAGUUUCUCUUUAAAGGAAGACCUUGAAAAUCACCUGAACCUUCACUUAGAUGAAAAGCCUCAGGGAUUUACAGAAUCUGGAGAAAAAGUUAUUCUAAAAGGUCUUUUUAUCCACCACAAUAUCCAUAUGAGAGAAAAGCCGUUCCCGUGUACAAUAUGUGGGAAAAGCUUCUCCAAAAGAAGUAACUUUGAUUGCCACAGUAGGAUUCACACAGGGGAAAGGCCCUUCUCUUGUGCUGACUGUGGGAAAAGUUUUAUGGUAAAGGCUCACCUUACCAGGCAUCAGGCGACUCACACAGGGGAGAAACCAUUUGCUUGUUCAGAAUGUGACAAAAGAUUCUCUACAAAAGGUGACUUUUCUUCUCACUGGAGGGUCCACACAGGAGAGAAACCUUUUGCGUGUACAGAGUGUGGAAAGUCCUUCUCUCACAAGAAAACCCUCAUUGUACACAUUCGAAGUCACACAGGGGAAAAACCUUUUACGUGUACAGAAUGUGGGAAAUGCUUUACUGCAAUGAGCUCUCUGAAAUACCACCAGAAAAUUCAUCAACGGUUGCAAAAUUUCACGUGUACAGAAUGUGGGGAAAGUUUUUCUCUAAGGGAGGAACUUGAAAAUCACCAGAUAAUUCACAAAGAUAAUGAGCCUCAUGUAAGUACAGAGUGUGGGGAAAAUGUUCUAAAGGGUCUGCUCUUCCACCAAAAUAUCCAUGUGAGAGUAAAGCCAUUCAUCUGUACAACAUGUGGGAAAAGCUUCUCCAAAAGAAGUCAUUUUGAUCGCCACAGUAGAAUUCACACAGGGGAAAGACCCUUUUCUUGUUCUCAAUGUGGGAAAAGUUUUAUGGUAAAGACUCACCUUACCAGGCAUCAGGCAAUUCACACAGGGGAGAAACCAUUUGCUUGUCUGGAAUGUGAUAAAAGAUUCUCUACAAAGGGGGACCUUUCUUCUCACCAAAGAGUUCACAUCCCUUUUACAUAUACAGAAUGUGGGGAAAGUUUCUCUCUAAAGGAAGACCUUGAAAAUCACCAGAUAAUUCACACGGAUCAAAAGCCUCAUUUAAGUGCAGAAUAUGAGGAAGAAGUCACUCUUGAAGGUCAUCUUCUCUUCCACCAAAAUAUUCACAUGAGAGCCAAGCCCUUCACGUGUACACAAUGUGGGAAAAGCUUCUCCAAAAGAAGUCAUUUUGAUUGCCACAGUAGGAUUCACACAGGGGAAAGGCCCUUCUCUUGUGUUCAUUGUGGGAAAAGUUUUAUGGUAAAGGCUCACCUUACCAGGCAUCAGGCAAUUCACACAGGGAAGAAACCAUUUGCUUGUUUGGAAUGUGACAAAAGAUUCUCCACAAAGGAUGACCUUUCUUCUCAUGGAAAAAUUCACACAGGAGAGAGACCUUUUACAUGUACAGAAUGUGGGAAAUCCUUCUCUCGCAAGAAAAUCCUUAUUGUACACGUGAGAAGUCACACUGGGGAAAAACCUUUUACAUGCACAGAAUGUGGGAAAUGCUUUACUGCAAUGAGCUCUCUAAAACAACACCAUAAAAUUCAUACAGGAUUGAGAGAUUUCACGUGUACAGAAUGUGGGAAAACUUUAUCUUCAAAGAGCCACCUAAAACGACAUCACAUAAUCCACACAGGGCUGAAACUUUUCACGUGUUCGGAUUGCGGGAAAAAGUUCUCUGAGAAGAAGUGCCUCGAGCGACACUUGCGCGUUCACGCAAACAUAAAACCUUAUACGUGUGCGGAAUGCGGGAAACGCUUUACUGCUACGAACAACCUGAGACGCCACCUGAAAGUUCAUAGAGGAGUGAAAGAGUUCACAUGUACAGAAUGCGGAAAAAGCUUCUCUAGAAAGUGCCACCUCCAUACGCAUUACAUAAUGCACACCGGGGAGAAACCCUUCACGUGCACAGAAUGUGGGAAAGACUUCUCUGAAAAGAAAAAACUCGUUCUACAUUUCCGUCUUCACACGGGAGAGAAACCCUUUUCAUGUACGGAAUGUGGCAAAAGCUUCACGGCCAAGAGCUUUCUGAAAUGCCACCAGAAAAUUCACAGAGAAGUGAGAGAAUUCACAUGUACGGAGUGCGGGAAGGGUUUCUACAGAAAGACCCACCUACAGCUGCACCAUUUAGUCCACACCGGGGAGAAACCAUUCACAUGCUCGGAAUGUGGGAAACAACUCUCCCUGGAAAGCAACCUCCAAAGACACAUGAAAAAACACAGAGAGGAGAAAUCUUGAACACGUGCACGGAACAAAGGAACAAGUUCCGGAUCUUUCUCACUGGGGAGGAACCUCUCAUUUGCUCAGAGGGAGGCUGAAGCUUCUCCAUAGCAGAACAUUCAUACAGGAGGCGGGAUGCAGUCAUUCAUUUCCCUCCAGACUCAGUCUAUAGUGAAUACUGUACCCCCUGUUGUAAAAUAUGAGGAUAUUAUAAAUUACCGAGGAGGCAAUCGAGGCUGAAGGCCGAGGGCUUUUAUACAGGUCAUGGAACUCCGAGGUGACUUCUAAUAUCCUCAUAUUUUACUAUAUUAUAAUAUACAAGUUUCAGUGAGACAUGUGACAGAAAUGACAUCACUAAGCUCCGAUUAUAACAGAUGACAUCACUAAGCUCUGUUUAUAAGGAUAUAAGUUACAAGAUAUUCAUGGCUCUUGUGUAUUAUAAAUAAAUAAACUAUGGUUAUGAA
Molecule: messenger RNA, 3767 nt
Organism: Xenopus tropicalis (tropical clawed frog)
Lineage: Eukaryota; Metazoa; Chordata; Amphibia; Anura; Pipidae
Gene: znf33bl
Product: zinc finger protein 33B like
Exons: 2
Coding region: 280-3321 (1013 amino acids)
Cellular component (GO): nucleus
Molecular function (GO): identical protein binding
Source: RefSeq, a predicted model, not a curated record